AAUUGCCGUGUCUAUAGUUAUUGCUUAGUUACCAUGGUUACAGCGUCUUACUCCCACGUUUUUAAACAUGGCUGAGAAUUGUCUUUGCUGCGGUGCUGCAACAAACAGAGAUAGGAGACUUUUAACCUCUGAGUCCAGUAAAUCUGUAGUCCCUACGCUAGUUGAACUCUUUGAGAGAAGCAUGAAAUUGAAGGGGGUAGAAUUUCCGGGAUGUGCUACAUCUACGAACAUCAUGGAAUGGACUACAUGUAGAUAUGCAUGCAAAAGUUGCUACAAGAAGCUAGGACAGUUCAUGAAAUUGCAGCAAGAGCUAGAGGCCCACAUUAUAAACGUUUUAGAUUCUGGACUAGUUCCCAACACUGCAGUUACUGUCGUUAACCCUGGGAUUAAAAGAGCAAGAUGCCUGGAUCAGACCAUGCAAACUACACCAAAGAAAAGAAGGAUCCUGAUUUAUCUGUUGUCUUUAAUUAUGAAACACCACGUGUGACUCACCUUGUGACUCCGAGAAGAAAAAAAAUUGCUUCUCUGCUGGUAAGAGGAAAACUGAAAUCUCUCGCACUGGAACUCAUCAAGCAUCGUAGAUAUUUGCAGCCACUAUUGGGUCAGGUUGGUGCUCUUUUAAAAUGGGAGAUGCGACAUCUUUGCUCAAACAAUGUAGCAGAUUCAUUAAUCAGCAUUAAAUUAGCUGAUUUUUCAUGGGCAAAUUACUUUCAAAAGAUCAAAUCACAUGCUCCAUGCAUUGUUGAACUAUUAAAAUUAAUUCUCACUGGCAAGAAUAAGAUGAAUAAAGAUAUUAUCCGUGUUACUGGUCUCAUUGUUUCUAUCAUAACAUCAUUCAAAAGAA
Messenger RNA from Amphimedon queenslandica, 844 nucleotides. RefSeq lists its product as uncharacterized. Bases 68 to 487 code for a protein of 139 amino acids. The transcript is spliced from 2 exons. Lineage: Eukaryota; Metazoa; Porifera; Demospongiae; Haplosclerida; Niphatidae. The record is from RefSeq and is a predicted model, not a curated record.